AUUGGGUUGGGAGAGCGAAUAUAUAUAAAGCUGGACAAGGACCUCCUCAAUUGCUUUCUGAACAUUCAUCUCCAGCAAUUCGAUUGCCCCUCGUCCAUCAAUCAAACAAUCAUCUUCAGCUUCUGCAGAACUACUCCAAACACAAAAUACAGACAAAAUCAACAUUAUACAAAUACCCCAAGUCCAAGACAACCGCUCCUCCAUCAGAAUGUCCUCACCAAAGAAAAUCAUCGCCAUCAUCGGCGCAACAGGAGGUCAAGGCGGUUCCGUCGCCAACACCCUCCUCUCCGACCCCAAAAUGACAUCCGAAUGGUCAAUCCGCGGCAUCACCCGCGAUGCAUCAAAGGAAUCCUCCAAGAAACUCGCCAGUCGAGGCGUUGAAGUCGUCACUGCCGAUCUCAACUCCAAAGAAAGCCUCCUCGCAGCAUUCAAAGACGCCUACGCCGUUUUCGCCGUAACAAACUACUGGGAAACACUCGAUCACAACCUCGAGAUCCAGCAAGGGAAGAACCUCGCCGACGCCGCGCUUGAAUCCGGCGUCCAGCACUACAUCUGGAGUUCUCUCUUAAACGUCAACGAACUAACACACGGCAAACUCCCCCACGUCCACCACUUCGACUCCAAAGCCCACAUCGAAUCCUACAUCCGCACCACCCCCCUCCCAACCACCUUCCUCCUCCCCGGCUUCUACAUGUCCAACCUCCCCGGGCAAUCCCUCCGCCCCUCACCCUACCCCCCCAACCCCUACACCCUCAGCAUGCCCGUCCCCUCAUCCACCCCCGUCCCUCUCCUCGCACCCCUCUCCGACACCGGGAAAUUCCUCAAAGGGAUUCUCCUCAACCGGUUCACCACGCUCGGGAAGCGCGUCCUAGCAGCUACGAAAUACUAUACUUUUGAUGAGCUGCUGGAAGGGUUUAAGAAUGUGUUUCCCGAGGCGGGAAAGGAUGCGGGUUAUUAUGAGGUGGAUAGGGAGACGUAUUUGGGGUGGAUGAAGGGCGCGGGACUGCCGGAUUUUGCGGGAGUGGAGUUGUGGGAGAAUAUGAGGUUGCUGGCUGAAGGGGGGUAUUAUGGUGGGGAGGGGUUGGAGUGGAGUCUUUCGCUUGUUGAUGAGCCCUUGACGACAUGGGAAGAAUAUAUCAAGAGUUCUGAGGCAUUUAAAGACUUGAAGUAAUCCCCAAACGAGAUGGGAAGAGUUGUAAAUACCUCAGAAUCCCUCAAAUAUCUUAAAUAACAGCUUCCUUCCUAAAAUUCCUCAGCUCAAC
Molecule: messenger RNA, 1262 nt
Organism: Cadophora gregata
Lineage: Eukaryota; Fungi; Ascomycota; Leotiomycetes; Helotiales; Ploettnerulaceae
Exons: 4
Coding region: 209-1171 (320 amino acids)
Source: RefSeq, a predicted model, not a curated record